Coniosporium apollinis CBS 100218 is the source of this 3276-nucleotide messenger RNA. RefSeq lists its product as uncharacterized. Gene Ontology annotation, molecular function: protein binding. The coding region runs from base 1 to 3276 and encodes 1091 amino acids. NCBI's taxonomy places the organism in Eukaryota, Fungi, Ascomycota, Dothideomycetes. Gene Ontology annotation, cellular component: cytoplasm. The record is from RefSeq and is a predicted model, not a curated record. Gene Ontology annotation, biological process: tRNA methylation. The transcript has 4 exons.
AUGAAAUAUGUUGCUCAGCAUAACGGCCACAACUUGCUAUCGCUCUCCAUCAGCGAAGUGGCUGCCCAGAUUGAGUCGCGAAGUAUCCUCUACUCAGCACACGUCCAGUGGCUUGAAAAGAGUCGUAUCUUAGUCGUUGCGGGCACAGCAUUCGGCGAGAUCUUAGUGUGGUCCUGCAUUACUGAUGCUGAGCCGCAAAAGGCACAACUACAUCAUGUAUUUACAGGCCACGAAGGCUCCAUCUUCGGGGUUCGCCUCUCACCACCGAUGACCGUUCCGGGAUUUGUAGCCCCUCUUCGCGUACUCGCCAGCUGCAGCGAUGACCGAACUAUCCGAAUCUGGGAUGUCACAGACAUCGACGAUCUUGUCUCGUUGAGCGGGCGGCAGCCAGUUCGGGAUCCGCCACAACUUCGUGAGACGGGUUUCGGAGCAACGGUGCAGCCCGCCGAUGGAUCUUUGAACACGAAGCCCCUUGCGAUUGCCUGGGGUCACGCUUCGAGAAUAUGGGGUAUCCGCUUUCUGAGCCCUUCUACCGUCGUUCCCAGCGAUCAUGUGCUGAUGAAUGCGCUCUCAUACGGCGAGGACGCAACAUGCCAAACUUGGCGGUUCAGGUGCAUAAUCAACGAACAAUUCACGCGCGUAGGCAACGAUGACUAUGUAUUCACAUUGAAGCAUACCAGUACCCACACUUAUCACUCAGGAAAGAACAUCUGGUCGGUUGCGGCUCUCGAACACCCCGGUGGGUCUUAUACAGUUACAACCGGAGCAGCCGACGGUCAAAUCAUUACCUAUCCGGCCACUGCAGAGGGGCAAGACAUGUCUAGGGGCGAUUUUCUGCAUGUAGAGCAUUCUAUUGACGACAUAUCCCGGAUCCUGGACCAGCCUUUCUUCGACAGUACCUACACCCCCUCAUCAGUACUGGAUGCUGGACGGCCAUCCUAUGUGAUGGAGCACAGCACGUCUUUCCGGAGUUACGCUUCCUUAGGCAAGGGUUCACUUCUUGCUAUCACCAACACAGGCGUCGUGUUACUUGUAAAGUACGCAAAAGUUACGGACAGUGAGUCCAGCGUCAUGCAUUCGAAACCGCUGCAGUGGAAGAUGAUAAACCAACCCCUUGGCCUUCAAGGAUACUCUGUCGCUACCGCCGCGAAGGGCCAGGAUAGUGCGACCGCUUUCUUUGCUGGCUCGAAUGGCAUUGUGUAUUGUUACGAUCAACAGUGUGCGGAUAUCUCAGUCGUUGCAAGGGCUGAGGGUAAAAUCGCCGCGAUCUUUGCUGAGAUGUCCGAACCAAGGGGUUCUUCCAAGCCAGGGACACGUGAACAGAUCUUUAGCUUGUUAGUCACCUUGGUAGGAUCAUCAACAGCACAUCACUACACUGUAGCCAUGCUGCCAGGUGGAGAAGUGUCACUACGGCGCAGCAUCUCCAUAUCUCUACCCUCUGGCUUCACUGUCACAAGCUUCGUCAAUCCGACUUUUGUCGAUGGUGAGGAGCACAUAUUCCUGGGGGGUAGAAACGGCUCUGUGGCUAUCUUCAGUAUCAGUUCUCGGCUCGAUCCGGACGUAAAUGGUUUGACAUUGAGAGCAACCCACAUCCGAACCCUCGACCAGAUACAUGCAAAGGAGACGGUCACGGCCAUACUUUGGAUUCCGGAGACCUCCGCGGACCACACUAGUUUCGGCUGGCUCCUCACCGUGGGGCGUGAUGGCAGCUGCGCCAUAUCUAAUCUCUCGCGUGACGAAGCGGAACCUUCGUUGGUGCAUAAGCUUACUUUUCCGUUUGGACCAAAUAUCGAAGGAGUAUACCUUGACAGAACGAGCAACGAUCUCAUGGUGUACGGCUUCAGUGGCAAGCGUUUCGUACUCUAUAACGCAAGCUUGGAGCGAGAGAUCUGGACAGUGGAAUGCGGAGGGGCGCACCGGGUGUGGGCUUUCCAGCCCGUCCAUGAGCCCGAAGACCCCAGUAUACAGGGAGGCACCUUCGUCUGGACAAAGGCCGGCAAGAUGAACGUCUUCUCCAAGCAUACCCCUUCUCAUCAGGUCAUCCGACUAGGCGGACAUGGACGCGAGAUCAAGGCCCUAGCUGUCAGUCCGCCCAGAGGCGCAUGCGGCCGACUCAUCGCAACUGGAGCCGAAGAUACGGACAUCAGGCUAUUCCAAUAUGAGACCUCGUCACAGGACUUCCGCUGUCUUAGAGUCCUCCGAAAGCACGUCACAGGUAUCCAACAUCUGCAGUGGUCCCAUGACGGCAGUUUCCUGUUCAGCAGCGGCGGGUUUGAGGAAUUCUUCGUUUGGAGGAUCCGCACCGUGCCAGUACUUGGUGUUGGUGUCGUCUGCGAAGCUGUGUGCCCGCCAGAGAGUGAGCUGGCUGAUCUGCGGAUCACUCACUUUACGGCGCGGAGCAUACAUGCUUCUAACGACGAAGGCCGGGAAACCUAUGCUUUCGUUAUUGGCAUGGUGUACUCGGACUCAACGAUGCGAGUCUACCUGUACACUUCCUCCGCAACGUCGAAGAGAUGGGCGCUGCUCCUCAUGGGCAAUUACCUGACCUCCUGUCUGACACAGUCCACUUUCCUCACCCUGGGCAGCGAGAACACUCUGUUAACAGCAGGCACCGACGGCCACAUAGCCCUUUGGCCGCUGCCCUCCCGGCUGUUCAGAGAUCAAAUUUACAUGGAAACCACCGGAAGCUUUCCAUCGAAAGGGAGCCUUCCAGAUACCAUCAAGUGGCACACGCGUACCAAGAUACAUCAAAGCACGAUUAAGGCCCUGGCGCAGCACCAACUCUCCCCAGGCUCGGUCCUGGUUGUCACUGGCGGCGACGACAACGCGCUGGCAUUCACCCUGCUCUAUCGAAGCAGGAGCGUCGAAGAGCCCAAGAUGCAAACGUCUACGUUGCUCAUUCCACGCGCACAUGCCUCGGCUGUCACGGCGCUUGCUUUGAUCCCGGAAAAAGCGUCGUUACGUAUAGGUGGGACCGAGACUCGCUUCACGGUAGUGUCGUCGAGCAACGACCAGCGAAUUAAGGUCUGGGAAAUCGUUGUCAGCAAUGCGGUGAUGAGCGUCGACGGCAUUCAAAUCAAAAGGGUAGCCAAUGUUCCCACAGCAGUCGCCGACGUCUCGUCUCUCGAUAUCCUGGAGGAUGGUAACAAAGUGGACAGCAGUGCGGGAAGGCGCAUCAUUGUUUGCGGAGUGGGGAUGAAUAUAUGGCGGUUCUCGCCACAUGAGAUCAGGGGAAAAGUGCACCAGCUCAGGCCAUGUAGUUUAGAAAUAUUCUAG